This is a messenger RNA of Haliotis rubra (blacklip abalone), 1070 nucleotides long. RefSeq lists its product as uncharacterized. Bases 70 to 513 code for a protein of 147 amino acids. The transcript has 4 exons. The record is from RefSeq and is a predicted model, not a curated record. Lineage: Eukaryota; Metazoa; Mollusca; Gastropoda; Lepetellida; Haliotidae.
UACCCAUAACUGAUAUUACAAAUACCUUAUUCAACAUUGGCUCAUCAUAGUCAACAAACCUCUAUUACUAUGGGCUUGUUAGAUGUGGGUCGAACCUCUGUUGUGAUCAUCUACGUUUUGCUGCACAUUACGGGCAGCCUGGCGAAAGAGUGUGUGGUGUACGCUGACGGGAACUACAUCUCCCGCGUUUGCGACGACUGUUGCCGCUACGGCAGGAAUAGAAUAUGUUGCAGCGACAUAAAGCAAAGACCGUUCAAUAGUGUUGCCGUGAUGAUCGGUUGUGUCAUGGUACUUGCCUUCAUUGGGAGUGUUUGUACAGCAGUGUAUAUUAAGUGCGUGCUGCCUGGAAAACUCCGGCGUCGUGCAGAACCUUGCCCCGCUGGUUCGACAGCAAAACAACCUGCUGCAGUUCGUUUGCACCAACUCAGCCCUCUCGUCUCCACCCCGCCGGCUCCCCGUCCGGCGUACACUCCUAGCAAAACUGGAGCUCCAACCUUCAGUUCCUGGGUGUAAAGGCCGCUUCAUUGGACCAGCCAGUAUACGUGUCAUUGGACCACCGGCCUUACCACCAUCUCCUUUGAAUACCAUCUCCUAACCACUUACUGACUCCUCUCUCCAUCCAGCAAAUGAGAGGAUGGCGAAAUUCAAAAACAGGUCCUUGGUUAUGUUUAUUGUGAUUAGCGUUCCUCCUAGGAUUCAGAAAGGGCAGGGUAACUUCGUAGAAAAAGGCGCUUCAUAAUUUAAAAGGGCAUGUAGGUGAGGAUUAUUGAAAUAAUGAUAAAAUAUAUAUUUUGUCAAAGACAGUCUUACAAUUUUAAUUCUGGAGUUCAUUUGUAUUCUUCUCUCAUUUUAAUUUAUGAUUAUAAUUUGAAAAAGUAUUUCAAGUCAAAGGGCAGGGCACAAAAAUUUAAGGACACCGCCCUCCUGAAUGUGCCUAGGGGGAGCACUAGUGAUGUUAUUAUCUCACGUAGGUUUUCCCAACUUUAUAUUUCAUCAUUACAAACCCGUGAAGGUCAGGGUUAGAAUGAACCUUCAGUAACCCAUGCUUGUAGUAAGAGGCGACUAACGGG